AUGACGAACUUAAGAUUCAUUUCAGCAGUGAUGCUAGCGGCCUUGAGUACUUUGAUAGUGGCCGCACCAGUCGAAAGCACCGAGAAGCGGGCUAUCUCUUCCAUAGUCAAAGGCACACCAAUUGGCAUGGCUUCUGCCGUCACGGGUGGCGGUAGUGCAGCAGUUGUGUAUCCGACCACCAUCGCGCAGCUAAAGGCCUACCUCACCUCAGACGACCCCCAGAAUAUCGUCAUCUCCGGAACUUUCAAUUUUGUCGGAUCAGAGGGCACAACUCCAUUGACAGCUUGUGAUACCUAUCCAUGCACGACCUCGAAUGGAGGACAGGCGCUACUUAACACCCUCGGUGGAUGCGGCUCGAACCCAACAUACAGCGUGUCUGUCGAUACUGCUGGUUAUCAAGGUAUCAAUGUCAAGUCACAGAAGACACUUGUCGGUAAGAACGGCGCGACGCUGAACGGCAAAGGCUUGCGUUUUGUUGGCGUCUCGAACAUCAUCAUCCAGAACAUCGCCAUCACCAAUCUUAACCCCAAGUACGUCUGGGGUGGCGAUGCGCUGACUUUCAGUGAUACUAACAAUAUAUGGAUUGAUCAUGUCACUACAUCCAGUCUCGGCCGUCAGCACUACAGCUUCGGCACCGGUGCCAACAACGCAGUUACAAUCUCUAACAGCUUUAUCAAUGGCAAGACGGAACACUCCGCUUCGUGCGACGGACACUCAUACUGGGGUUUGGAGCUGGUAGGGUCAGGGGAUCAAAUUACAUUCUACAAAAACUACGUCUAUAACACUUCUGGUCGCACCCCUGCACUUUCUGGGAACACACUUUUCCACGCCGUGAACAAUGUCUGGUCUUCAAACUCCGGUCACUUACUCGAAGGAGACAAGAAUGGCAUGGGUCUGUACGAGGGUAACUACUUCACAAGCGUCCCGACGGUGGUGCAAUCAGGCUCUUCGAUUCGUCUAUUCUCCUCGAACCCUGCUGAUGUGUCCAAAUGCGCGACGUAUCUUGGUCGUAACUGUGUCUCAAAUAGUCUGUCUAGCUCGGGUGCCUUCAGCUACUCAGACACGAGCUUCCUUUAUCUCUUCCAAGGAAAGACCAGCAUUGCCUCGGCAGCUGCAGUUUCAUCGAUACAGAACACUGUCCCUACCUCGGCAGGAAACACUUUGUGA
This is a messenger RNA of Botrytis fragariae, 1167 nucleotides long. RefSeq names its product putative pectin lyase f protein. Gene Ontology annotation, molecular function: pectate lyase activity. The transcript is spliced from 3 exons. The coding region runs from base 1 to 1167 and encodes 388 amino acids. The record is from RefSeq and is a predicted model, not a curated record. NCBI's taxonomy places the organism in Eukaryota, Fungi, Ascomycota, Leotiomycetes, Helotiales, Sclerotiniaceae.